Molecule: messenger RNA, 852 nt
Organism: Ilex paraguariensis (yerba mate)
Lineage: Eukaryota; Viridiplantae; Streptophyta; Magnoliopsida; Aquifoliales; Aquifoliaceae
Source: the annotation of a GenBank genome assembly
AUGCACAUCGCCCGAAAGAGCAAGGUGAAAAUCCAGGCUAUUGAUGGUCAAGGCAAGCCUUUAGCAAAUGUAACUGUUAACAUCACACAGAAGAAGCCAGAUUUCCCAUUUGGUUGUGCAAUGAACGAAAGAAUCCUAACCAACACAGACUUUCAAAAUUGGUUCACCCCAAGGUUCAAGUUAACAACAUUUGAGAAUGAAAUGAAGUGGUACUUCACUGAGAAUUCCCCUGGCAGAGAAAACUACACCAUCCCCGAUGCCAUGCUGCAAUUUGCCAAAGAACAUAACAUCUCAGUCCGUGGCCAUACAGUGUUUUGGGAUGAUCCUCGAUACAAUAACGAUUGGGUUAAAUCGCUACCACCAAACGAACUAUCGUUGGUUGCUGACAGAAGGAUGAACUCUAUCAUGAAUCGAUACUCUGGUCAUGUUGUUCAUUGGGAUGUUGUUAAUGAAAAUCUUCAUUUUUCGUUCUUGGAAAGCAAGCUUGGAGAAAAUGCAUCUGCUGUUUAUUACCUCAAGGCUCAACAGCUUGAUGGAAAGGCGACGUUGUUCUUGAAUGAGUACAAUACCAUUGAAGAAAUGGGCGAUGAAGCAUCAACGCCAACUAAGUAUCUGGAGAAGAUUAGAGAGAUUCAAUCAAAGGGGUAUCAGGGUAGUUUGGGAAUCGGGCUCGAGGGUCAUUUUAGGACUCCAAAUCUUCCAUACAUUAGAGCUGCAAUUGAUCAGCUUGCAAUUGCAGGAUCUCCCAUUUGGCUCACAGAAUUGGAUGUUGAAAGCAGCCCCAACCAGGCAAGUUUUUUAAUGUCUAAUGUUACAAGAUUCAAUUUGAAUUUGUCAUUUAUUUUAGGAUGA